This is a messenger RNA of Amoebophrya sp. A120, 3018 nucleotides long. Lineage: Eukaryota; Dinophyceae; Syndiniales; Amoebophryaceae. The record is from the annotation of a GenBank genome assembly.
CUGAAAAAGAAAACUCGUCAAUUAUAUCUUGCAACUGGUGUGGUCUCUUGUCCUUCAUCGUGCGGGUGUCUAUCUUCUUGCAUCGUACUUCUGAUCUCUCGCUCGUCGUCGAAGCACCUCGUUGCCCAGCAACCCCUAAACGAAUGACCACUUUUUGAGCAGUCGUAAGUAUUCAUUUUUGAUUGGAUGUAUCCUGAAGGCCACUCCUCGUGUUGGUCAGUUCUGCACGUGCACCACAUCUUCGUUCUCGUUUACUGGUAAGGGAAGGCGAUGUCCUUGUCUAAGUACUUAUUUCUAUCUCGACCUCCUCCCGUCUCGACCGGGUGACACGAUUUUUCGAAAUGUCGUUUACUUUAUUCGAGUUUCAAUUUCCUACUUCAGCCGAGAACGUGUUUUUGUUUCGAGUAAUAUAUAAACUACAGGGUUGAUAAGAAAGCAGACUACCUACACCCAGGUGGUCCAACAUCAUCACUACACAACUUGAAGUCGCGGCUUCUUUUCAAGCAGACGUUCUCCUAAGACAACAACCACUCCCUUUGUGGUUCGAAGUAAAUUUGUAGCGGAAGUAGAACACGAGCGACCGCUGUGAACAAAUCAUGCCGAAGAAGACUACCACCUUGCUCGCCGGCGCGCAGGUCGCGGCGGCUUUGAAGCAGGCCGGCGAAGAGGGCGACGGGCAGUUGAAGACGGCGAAGAAGUCCGUCGAGGGAGGGGCGGUCGGCGUCGUCCAUUCCCCGCGCACUGCGAAGAUGCUGGAGGACCGGGCAGGUACAAAGUUUUUUUGUUCGGAUGACUUUCAUCAUGGGCGCACGCUCUCGACGCGUAUUGAAGACUUAAAAGUACUAUAUUGGGUACUUAAAAUUAUUGAUGACCUUAGCGUUGUCGUGGUAGCUCUACUUGCCAACGUGGGCUUGGCCAGAUCGUUUGCUUUUUUGUGUACGACCGUAGAGUUUAUUUAUUUCCUUCUUUUCCAUGCUCAGGUAAACGCAAAACGGCGGGAGGCACGAAGACGCAGACGUUCAAUGGCCUGGGAAGACCCGUGGCGACUGGCGCCGAUGGAGGGUUCCUGCAGGUGGUCCAAGGAGAAAGCCGGACACGCUCCGGCAAGAGGAAGAAGAGGGACUGCAACUGGGGCCCUUGGACGCAUGUCAACUGGUUGCGGGGGAGUUUCCUUGGAGAGGCGGAGCAGCUUCUAGACUGUGGUGAAGGUCAACCGCUUUAUUGGAAACAUGCCGACGAUGGCCUGAUGGUUGUCUGUCUCGAGUCUUGCGCUGCAGUCGAUUGCGAGCCAACGGACCAGGACCUUGAGGACGCGCAAAUCGAUAGGAAAGGUUGGAAACCGUGGUGCGCAAACAAGCAUUGGUUUGCGGAGGGUGGCAACCCCAGCAGUGGGAUUGGUCGCAGCGAGCAGCAGUGUGUUUGGCAGGACGAAAAAUGCCAGGCGUGCGACUGGCACGCCGCAGCGUGCACGGUUCCUGGUGACGACGGAUUAUCUGGCGAUGCAGAAGCAGCUGCUCAAGAAGCAGCUGUUUAGAUGGAUGGACUUCUAGAGAUGGUGCAUUUUACGUAUUUUACCGGAAGCGUUAUAUUUUCAAAGAGUUGUAAUUACUUUCACACAGUCUCGAAAUUGAAGAUUUCCAGCUUUUCUUAAGAGUUCCAUGAUCAAUUCAUUUUUACAAUUUCACAGUUUCCGCUUCGAAAUAGAAGACUUCCAGCUUCUCACGUCAGGUUGGGUUCCGAAUUGCCAACUUGCAGCCCUUAAAGUCUAAAAACAAAUGUACAAGCCGCAGCAUAUUACAAGAGGAAACACCCAAAAUGCAAAAUGCCGAAGCGUUCACAUUUUUGGCUAUCGCCGGUCCCACCCAGACUGAGGGGUUUUGCCCUAAAGUCGCAGCCUACCAUCUUCUAGUCAAAAGCAGGCGCGCAAGCUAUACAAGUAUCACACCCGCCACCAAAGGAAAGAUCCGGGCCUUUUUGUGAUUGUGUCUUUCUUGCUGGUCUAGCGCACUGCGUGUUUUUUUACCACCCUGCUCGGAUUGAUUUCAUUUCUAUGUCAGCUUUAGUACGACCACACGAUUUCCGUCUUUUCAUCUUGCCACCACUGCAGCUACGCUGAUAACAUUUUUUUUGUAGGCUACUAAAUCAUCAGGAAGAGAAAAGUAGCACACAACAAAAGCAAGCAUCUUGGCAGCUACAGUGAGUAUAGCCUGUGGAAUGCACCAGAGGCUUAAGAGGAUGGACGAGCCCGGUGUUUUACAUGUUACCACCUUCAGAUUUCUACAACUUUGAUAUAGUUUUUCUUUUUUGUCAAUCUACGUCUAGCAUGUUAUGUAGGAUGUUUCAGCCCCACCUGAGUCGGCUCGAAGAAAAGUCUACCCUUCUGACAUUUGCGUACAAGAGCCUUGUAGAAACUUCUUUUCGUAUUUUGCAACAAAUUUACUUGCUACUACAGAAUGAGGCGCGUUUCUAAUCAUGACACCGCCUCGCGCCUUAACCUGUAAGUGUGAAAGUACGAAAGGAAGAACAUUUUUAUUUAUUGCUAGCGCCCCGCGGCACGGUCCGCGGCCUCCGCGCGCUGGCCAGAAGAUUUUCAUCUUCUCGGGAUCUUGAGCUAAGUAAAUUUCUACCCUUCAAGAUAUAUUUUUGUCCGCGCAAUAUCCUUGCAGCAAGACGUUGAUGCUUUUUUACUAGCCGUGCUUAGAAGACGAAGAUGAAGCACAGGAAGUACUACUUUGCAAAUCCUACUGACGCAGGUGCUGAAGAAACGCAAAAAAAUUCCGUCGAGUCAAUAAGUACUUCUGCACACCACCUUAAGCCAAGUGUUACUGUAGGCGAAGAACAAACUCAAACAGUAUGAGGCUAGUAAAAAGAUAAACUGUCACACCGGAACUGCAAUGAAUUCAUCGCGAUUAUUUUUGCAUUGUGACCAUGCUACUUCUACAUCAGCAUCUUGUUGGACUCGCGAUUUUGAAAAACAUUUUUUGUACUUACUUGGGAAUAGAACUAGAAGGUCUGUGG